AUGACCAUUCCAGUUAUCUUUGCUCCCGAGAAUUUUCUUGCACUCAAUAUCGCGGAGGGCCCAGCGACCACUCCACGAGAUUAUAGACCGCUCCUUUCAGACCAUGUGCGAGAAGAAGUAGGAUUUUUCCUCUGUGGAAAUCGUUGUGUUCAGUUGAGAAUAAAGAAAAACCACGUUCGCAGCCAAAGGACCUGCAUCACCAACGAACUAGCAGAAAAACUCCAGUUGCCAAUCACAGGAUCAGAAACACUAACAGUGUAUACAUUCAGUGUAUCAAAACCCAGAGAGUUUCACACUCCUAUCACUGAACUGCGGCUUUUAACAACGGGUGGAUCAUCUCUGCAUUUAAGAGUCAAUGUUGUACCCACGAUAACCGGUAACCUACAACGAACGUAUUUCAACCCACAGAAAUUCAGUCACCUACUGAAGGAUACCCCCCUUGCCGACUCAGUACCCUCAACUACAGAAACUGCCAACAUAGAACUGUUGCUAGGAAAUGAUUAUUACUGUGAUAUUUUCUCUGGUGACAUUGCCAUGAAAGCAGUCAGUCCAGGAAUAAACCUCACGGAAUCCAAGUUGGGAUGGAUCCUAACAGGCAGAGUGAAGUGUCGUGAUGACAAACCAGACAGCUCCAUCUCAAUGCUGACCUACACGUCCAGUCCUAUCAGUGUACAUCUGUGUGCUCGGUCUGAUGACAAGCAGCCAUUAGCUGCACAAAAGACACAACUUGAAGAGUUUUGGAAGCUUGAAACCCUGGGGAUCAGAGAGCCUGUACAAGAAAAUGAAGAUGACAAAGCUUUACAAAUAUUCAACGAAACAAUCCACUUUGAAGACGGAGGGUACCAAGUAACCUGGCCUUGGAAAGAAGAAUCUCCACCAUUACCAACCAAUUAUGAACUGGCAAUGGGAAGAUUGAGAUCCCAAGUCAAUAGACCGUCACGAAAUGACAAACAUCUCCAGAAAUAA
Stylophora pistillata is the source of this 966-nucleotide messenger RNA. RefSeq lists its product as uncharacterized. NCBI's taxonomy places the organism in Eukaryota, Metazoa, Cnidaria, Anthozoa, Scleractinia, Pocilloporidae. The record is from RefSeq and is a predicted model, not a curated record.